AUGUCGAUUGCACCGAAUAGCAUUGGUUUUGGAACGUACCUGGUCUACGUCCCUGAGCCGAGAGAGCCUAUGCAUCUGUCGUUUUACUUCAGUACGCCUCCAACCAUGCAAGCAACCUCAGCGCCCCAAGGCCCGCCCAUUCUGUUCCUGCAACCACAGAAUGCUGCAGCCGUACAGCAAACGCCUACUCCCUUCCCCACAGAGCUUACCCAGUCGGUACUAACUCCCACAAAUGCCAACACUUUCGUUGCAGCAAAUGCAGAUGUGGGAACACAUCUCACUACUGUUUACACGCAGUAUAUGGUGCCGUGGAACCAGAUGCAGCAGCCGAUUGGCGCCACGCUUCUAAGUCCAACACCCAGCAAAGGCAGUGUUCCGAAUGCUCAGUUUUCACCUGGCGUGGCUUCGGUCAGUGCGCAAGAAAAAUGGCAGCCUUCCCCUGAAGGAUUGGCAAGUCCAACCGCUUUGAGUGACACGGUGUUCAUUCCAGCGCCUAGCAUUGAAACGAAGAAUGGGGGCUAUCAAAGCACAGAUAUUGUGAGUGUUCGCAAUUUUACUUCUCCAAUGGGCUCUGUGCUUGAGCCCGGUCUUUCAAUGCGAAUGAAUGUGCCCCCUCUUGCACGACAACGGCCACUGCGGUGCCGAAUUCCGCAAGGUGUUUCUACCACUGUUUCACGGUCGGAUGAAUGGCCAUGUAGGAAGUAA
Trypanosoma grayi is the source of this 705-nucleotide messenger RNA. RefSeq lists its product as hypothetical. Bases 1 to 705 code for a protein of 234 amino acids. NCBI's taxonomy places the organism in Eukaryota, Euglenozoa, Kinetoplastea, Trypanosomatida, Trypanosomatidae. The record is from RefSeq and is a predicted model, not a curated record. The transcript has a single exon.